This is a messenger RNA of Moneuplotes crassus, 1400 nucleotides long. Lineage: Eukaryota; Ciliophora; Spirotrichea; Euplotida; Euplotidae. The record is from the annotation of a GenBank genome assembly.
AUAUCCAUUUUAAUAAUAUUAAUUAAAAACACACUCAACAUGGGUAAAGAAAAGGAACAUCUCAAUCUUGUCGUUAUUGGACACGUCGACUCUGGUAAAUCAACCACCACCGGACACUUGAUCUACAAGCUCGGAGGUAUUGACGCCAGAACCAUCGAGAAGUUCGAGAAGGAGUCUGCUGAAAUGGGUAAGGCUUCCUUCAAGUACGCAUGGGUACUCGAUAAGCUCAAGGCUGAAAGAGAAAGAGGUAUCACCAUCGAUAUCGCUCUCUGGAAAUUCGAGACUGAGAACAGACACUACACCAUCAUUGAUGCCCCAGGACACAGAGAUUUCAUUAAGAACAUGAUCACUGGUACCUCCCAGGCUGAUGCUGCUAUCCUCAUCAUUGCUUCUGGAACUGGAGAAUUCGAAGCUGGUAUCUCCAAGGAAGGACAGACCAGAGAGCACGCUCUCCUCGCUUACACCAUGGGAGUUAAGCAAAUGGUUGUCGCCAUGAACAAGAUGGACUCCACUGAGCCACCAUACAGUGAAGACAGAUACGAAGAAAUCAAGAAGGAAGUCUCUACCUUCCUCGCUAAGGUCGGAUACAAGCCAGCCAAGAUGAACUUCGUCCCAAUUUCCGGAUUCCAGGGAGACAACAUCCAGGAGAACUCUACCAACAUGCCAUGGUACAAGGGCCCAACCCUCUGUGCUGCUCUCGACUCCUUCAAGAUCCCAAAGAGACCAGUCGCCAAGCCACUCAGACUCCCACUCCAGGAUGUCUACAAGAUCGGUGGUAUCGGAACAGUCCCAGUCGGAAGAGUUGAGACUGGUGUCCUCAAGGCCGGUAUGGUCAUCACCUUCGCUCCAAAGGGAUGCUCUGCUGAAUGUAAAUCCGUCGAAAUGCAUCACGAAGAAGUCCCAGAAGCCGCCCCAGGAAACAACGUUGGAUUCAACGUUAAGGGACUCUCUGUCAAGGACAUCAAGAGAGGAUUCGUUGCUUCUGACUCAAAGAACGACCCAGCCACCGACACUGAGAGCUUUGUGUCUCACACCAUCGUCAUGAACCACCCAGGAGAGAUCAAGGCCGGGUACACCCCAGUUAUUGAUUGUCACACUGCCCAUAUUGCCUGUAAAUUCGAAGAACUCCUCACCAAGGCUGAUAAGAGAUCUGGAAAGAUGACUGAAGAGAACCCAAAAUUCUUGAAGGCAGGAGAUGCUGGACUCAUCAGACUCUCUCCAUCCAAGCCACUCUGUGUCGAGACCUUCGCCACUUAUGCUCCAUUAGGUAGAUUCGCUGUCAGAGAUAUGAGACAAACUGUCGCAGUCGGUGUCAUCCAGGAGAUCAAGAAGAAGGCCGCCGAAGACAAGAAGGGAAAGAAGAAGUAAAUAACUUAUAUAUAAAGUCUGAAUUCCCCAAA